AUGCGCAAACCUCCCAGCAAUGAGAUUUCUGUAUAUUUUUCAGGAGAAGGGAGUGUAAAUCAGCUGGGUGGUGUGUUUCUGAACGGACGUCCUCUGCCUGUCUACAAGCGCAGACUGAUGAUUGAGCUGGCGACUGAGGGAAUGAGACCAUGUGAGAUCUCCAGAAUACUGAAGGUCUCCAACGGCUGUGUUAGUAAGAUCCUGGGCAGAUUUCAACGCACAGGAGCCAUUGGCCCUAAAGCAGUUGGAGGAAGCAGACCCAGACUCUUGACUCCUGAAGUCAUCUCCAUCAUAGUUCAGCACAAGAGACAAAACCCCACACUGUUCGCCUGGGAGAUCCGGCAAAAGCUGGCAACAGAGAGAGCAUGCAGAGGAGAUCAAGUGCCAAGUGUGUCUUCCAUUAACCGGAUACUCAAGAAGAUCCAUCAAGAUGAGGACAUUGCAUAUCCAAACGAAAAACACUAUCACACAGAACAACUGAAUGUACAGAGCCAUUUUCAGCAACAAAUGAACACAAACUUGCCAAGAACUGCUCAUCGAAGCAGAACCGCAUUCACAGCAGAUCAGAGCGGGAGAUUAGAGAAAGAGUUUACCUGUGGGCUUUAUCCAGAUCUGCUGACCAGAGAAAAGCUCGCAGAGGAGACAAACCUUUCACAGGACACUAUCAAGGCAAUUAAGAUUUAAAAGUUAAAAUGGUUGAACAUUAGUCAAAUGAAAAACAAAUACAUAUCUGACUUGAUUUUGAUGUUUUGUUUGAAGGUUUGGUUCUCUAAUCGUAGAGCGAGGAUGAGGAGGGAGCGAAAGUUUGAACACAAUGACUGUGGUAUAGCUAGGCCAGGGUUUUUGGGAAACUGCAGGAAUGCUUUGAUUUCUCUGUCAUCGACCGCUGGCUGCUCAUUGGAUGAUUACAGAGCUCAUCACGCACCAUCUGCUUUUCCAUUGGCCGCUCAAAGAGACAGAAACACUUUUCCAUUGGCUCAUUUGAACUCAAAUGCUGUGUCGUCAUGUUCAUUUGAUCAAACAGAGAGUUUGAUGCCGAUGUGUCACCAUGGCAAUGAAGAAUUGGCUUACCGAUUGGUAUCACCGAACAUAGAUGAAAGGAUCCUACUGGCUAAUGGCACACAGUGGAUGAAUCAUAAAACCUUGACUGGACAAAAUAUUCCAAUGUUUUGAAUUCCAAAGAAGAACAUUGAGGUUAUGGGCAGUAGAGGGCGGCAAAGGAAAGAAAUUGCAGCAUUUGCUGCGGAAGGUGAUUUACUUUUAGACAAUAUUAUCUCUUUCUUGCUUCAUGAACAAUGCUAACAAAAAUUUUGAUUGUAUUUCUAUGUUAAAUGUUGUUAUUUUUAUUAAAUGGACUAGAAACGUAAAA
This is a messenger RNA of Danio rerio (zebrafish), 1369 nucleotides long. NCBI's taxonomy places the organism in Eukaryota, Metazoa, Chordata, Actinopteri, Cypriniformes, Danionidae. The record is from RefSeq and is a predicted model, not a curated record.